Molecule: messenger RNA, 2220 nt
Organism: Malania oleifera
Lineage: Eukaryota; Viridiplantae; Streptophyta; Magnoliopsida; Santalales; Ximeniaceae
Exons: 1
Coding region: 536-2023 (495 amino acids)
Molecular function (GO): protein binding
Source: RefSeq, a predicted model, not a curated record
GGAAUCAAUCAAUCAAGCAAGCAAAACACAAGGCAAAUGAAUAGGCCAAGUAUGAAACGGUGAAACACUACGACCCCAGCAUAUGCCCUCCGGCGAAAGUUCCCACGUCCUGUUCUUUGUCCACAUUUUUUAUCCCUCUCUUCUCCAUCGGCCAUCGCGCCACUGCCACCACCACGAUGACCGACUGCCACUACCAUUGACUUCACUUGACUUUGCUCUGCAAUACAUAAUUCCCUAACCAGAGUCUCCAUCCAUCUCUCUCUCUCUUUCUCUCUCUCCAGUCCCUCCGAGAAUUUAAUCCAUCCAUCCAUCCAUCCAGCUGUGACUCCCACCUGCCCUGAGCCUGGCUUCUCUAUCUGCUGCAUCCAUUCUGUAAUCUAGCUAGCUAGCUCUUCUCUCCAUUAUACUUGAGCUACUACUGCAUGCCUUCUCAUAUUCCAUCUCCUCUUCUCUUAUUAAUUAAUUAAUUAAUUCCCUUCGAUCCAUUAUUUUCUCAUUCACAUUGCUAAUUAAUCCAGUACAAGCAGUUGUAGGCAUGACCAGUCGACCCAUCUCCUUCCUCCCUCCUUUUUUGCUCUUUUCCUUCCUCCUCCACUCCUCCUUCAACCAUUACUCCGCCAAUUCGCAUUAUCCCAAUCCAUCCAUCAAUAACAAUAUUCCCCAACCCCAAAACAGAGAAGCAUUGUUGGAGAUCAUCAUAGGCGGCGGCGCUGCCUCCCCUCCCUCCCCUUCUCCCGCUGUGGAUUGCCCUCCUCCCCCUCCUCAGCCCCUUUGCCCUCCACCCAUAUCACCUCCACCGCCGCCGCCGCCGCCGCCUGCACUGCCGCCGCCUGCACUGCCUCCGCCUCCGCCGCCUGCACUGCCUCCUCCGCCGCCGCCUGCACUGCCGCCUCCGCCACCGCCAUCCAGUUUCGAUAGCGUGCUCGUGGAGCGCGCUUACAGGGUGAUCCAAAAAUUCAAGCCCAGAAUCAAACACGAUCCCCAGCAUAUCCUCAAAACGUGGACAGGCCCCGACGUUUGCAACCGCUACAAGGGCUUCCACUGCGACCGCGUCCCCGACAAGAAAGUCGCAGCCGUCUCCGGUGUCAGCUUCAACGGCUUCGGCUUCGCUGGCGACGGCGACUUAACCCUCGACGGCUUCAUCGAAGGCUUGGAAGACAUUGCCUUCUUCCACGCCAACUCCAACAACUUCACCGGCUCCGUUCCGGUCAAAACCAAAGACCUCCGGUACCUCUACGAGCUCGACCUCAGCAACAACCGACUCUCCGGCGAGUUCCCCACGAUUCUUUUCGGCGCAAAGAAGCUGGUCAUCUUGGACCUCAGGUUCAACGCAUUCUCCGGCGUGGUUCCGCCUCAGAUCUUCGCGCUCGACGUCGAUGUGCUCUUCAUCAACAACAACAACUUCGUGCAGAAGCUCCCCGACGAAAUCGGAUCCACACCGGCGGUUUACCUCACUCUAGCGAACAACAAGUUUACCGGCGAGAUCCCCCGGAGCAUCGGGAAAGCUUCGAAAACGCUACUGGAGGUGCUGUUCUUGAACAACCAGCUUGGGGGGUGCCUCCCCUACGAGAUAGGUUUCUUGGAGAAGGCGACGGUGUUCGAUGUUGGGCAGAACCGCCUGACCGGCCCAAUACCGCUCUCCUUCUCCUGCCUGAGGAAGAUGAAGUAUCUCAACCUGGCCCAGAAUGAGUUUUAUGGGCCUGUUCCGGAGGCCGUCUGUGGGCUGCCCAGCUUGGUGAACUUCUCUUUGGCCGAUAAUUAUUUUACGGAGGUUGGGCCCAAAUGCAGGGUGUUGAUAGAGAAGCGGAAGCUGGACGUGAGGAUGAACUGCAUAUUGGGCCUGCCGUCGCAGAGGACCAAAUACGAGUGCACGGAGUUUUUCAGGAAGCCCCGGCGUUGCCCGGAUGACAAGGAGUAUAGUAUCAUUCCGUGCAGCGGUCGGCCGUAUACGGAGGAGGAGGCAUCGGCGCCGCCGGCGCUACCUCCGCGAACUUACGGUACUCUUAUGCCUCAUGGGAAGUGAGGACACGCGCUUCAUGAAGCUCGUGGAGGAUACCCGCGAUGCACAAUUUGGGUUUCUUAUUUGUUUUGAAUGAAUUGUAGGCCUAUGUUUUAUUAUUGACAAUUUGUAAUUGCUAAUAUAUAUAUUCGCGUGGAGGAACAUGCAUGUGUGUAUGAUAAGGAACAUCUAAUUAAGCUUCAGGUGCUUGUUUUGCAGAA